Messenger RNA from Sycon ciliatum, 891 nucleotides. RefSeq lists its product as uncharacterized. Lineage: Eukaryota; Metazoa; Porifera; Calcarea; Leucosolenida; Sycettidae. The transcript has a single exon. The record is from RefSeq and is a predicted model, not a curated record. Bases 1 to 891 code for a protein of 296 amino acids. Gene Ontology annotation, molecular function: nucleic acid binding. Gene Ontology annotation, biological process: DNA integration.
AUGCCGCCUGACGCCCGGUUCGAUCACAUCCAUAUCGACCUCGUCGGACCUCUGCAGCCAUCCCAAGGUUUCACGUAUCUGCUAACGUGUGUGGAUCGUUUCACCCGUUGGCCCGAAGCAAUACCACUACGCGACUGUACAGCCGAGUCAACCGCACACGGCCUGCUACAAUGGGUGUCCCGUUUUGGCACUCCAUCAGUGAUCACCACCGACCGUGGCAGACAAUUCGAGUCAAGCUUAUUCGCUGCAUUGUUGAAGCUACUCGGAUCCUCCCGCCUACGCACCACUGCGUAUCACCCCCAGAGUAACGGCUUGGUCGAGCGAUUCCACCGCCACAUGAAGUCCUCUCUGAUGGCACAGGCAUCCGGCAGCUGGUCACACAAUUUGCCCCUGGUCAUGCUCGGCAUCCGUGCAGCGUACAGAGCCGAUUUAGACUGCAGUGUAGCCGAGCUCACCUACGGCACAACACUGCGUCUUCCUGGUGAAUUCUACGAGCCCAGCUUUUCAACCUCACCCAGCCCGUCUCACUAUGUCCAAGCCCUCCGCACAUCUCUGCAGGCAUUACGACCCACCACUCCCAGAUCCAGCAACCGUUCCGUGUGGGUGUCCGGCGACCUAGCCACAGCGACGCAUGUGUAUGUCCGCACGGAUGCUGUGCGUAAACCCCUCCAGCCGCCCUAUCAAGGCCCGUUCAAGGUUAUCUCUCGACACAACAAGUACUUCACCAUACUGCUCAAUGGCAAGGAGGAUAGUGUCUCCGUUGACCGGCUCAAGCCUGCGUAUCUCCCCGACACUGCCGCGAGUGCGCCACCUGUCUCGGCCAUCCUGCCAGCGACCACCCCAUCUGGGUCAGUAUCAAUUCAGCAUCGUAUUGUCCGUUGGCAUGAGUGA